Molecule: messenger RNA, 1804 nt
Organism: Notolabrus celidotus (New Zealand spotty)
Lineage: Eukaryota; Metazoa; Chordata; Actinopteri; Labriformes; Labridae
Gene: spag6
Product: sperm associated antigen 6
Exons: 11
Coding region: 178-1701 (507 amino acids)
Biological process (GO): epithelial cilium movement involved in extracellular fluid movement; neuron projection extension; filopodium assembly
Cellular component (GO): sperm principal piece; microtubule cytoskeleton; axoneme
Molecular function (GO): microtubule binding
Source: RefSeq, a predicted model, not a curated record
CCUGUUGUCACGGCAACAGUUAACAACAACACUACCUGAGCCGAACCUGGAGACGGACGAGGAGAGACUCUGGAUCCAGGGACACAUUCAACACAGAGCGGGUUCUGGGUACAAUAAAAUCACUUCAGUGCGUUCAAAUAAAUCAAGAAGAAGAUCAAGUUUCAGUCCGGGGUCACAAUGAGUCAACGACAGAUCAUUCAAGCUUUCGAGCAGUAUCAGAAAUCCAGGAUGCAGUUCGUGCAAACUGUCGCUGAUCUAGCAUCCAGACCCCAAAACUUAGAGAUCCUCCAGAACGCGGGUGUGAUGUCCCUGCUGCGGCCCCUCAUGCUGGAUGUGGUCCCCAGCAUCCAGCAGACCGCGGCUCUGGCCCUGGGCCGCCUGGCUGAUCACAGUGACGAGUUGGCUGAGGCCGUGGUGAAGGAGGACAUCCUGCCUCAGCUGGUCCAGUCUCUGGUCUCACAGGACAGGUUCUACAAGAAGGCAGCAGCUUUUGUGCUGCGUGCGGUGGCCAAACACUCCCCCGAGCUGUCCCAGGCUGUGGUGGCCUGUGGGGGGGUGGACGCCCUGGUGCUCUGCUUGGAGGAGUUUGACCCAGGGGCGAAGGAGGCGGCUGCCUGGGCCCUUGGCUUCAUCGCACGACACAACGCAUCAUUGUCUCAGUCCGUGGUGGAUGCGGGUGCUGUCCCCCUCCUGGUGUUGUGUCUCCUGGAGCCCGAGCUGGCUGUCAAACGCAUCGCAGCCUCCACCCUCAGUGACAUCUGCAAACACACUCCAGAGCUGGCUCAGACUGUGGUGGAGAGCGGAGCCAUCGCUCACCUGGCUCAGAUGAUCCUGAACCCUGACGCCAAACUCAAGCGGCAGGUGUUCUCCGCCCUCAGUCAGAUCAGUAAACACUCCGUCAGUCUGGCAGAGAUGGUGAUCGAGGCGGAGAUCUUCCCCGCCGCCGUGGUCUGCCUCAGAGAUAAGGAUGAGUAUGUGAGGAAGAACGUCUGCACGCUGAUGAGGGAGGUGGUCAAACACACACCUGAGCUGUCACAGGUGAUCGUGAACUGUGGAGGCAUGGCAGCAGUGAUUGACUACCUGGGGAACUGCCAUGGAAACCUGCGGUUGCCGGGGAUCAUGAUGCUGGGAUAUGUUGCUGCUCACAGUGAGAACCUCGCCAUGGUGGUCAUUCUCUCCAAGGGGGUGCCACAGCUGUCCCUGUGUCUGUCCGAGGAGACUGAGCAUCACAUCAAGGCGGCUACAGUCUGGUCCAUCGGUCAGAUCGGUCAUCACACCCCUGAGCACGCCAAGGCCGUCGCUACAGCCAACCUGCUGCCCAAACUGCUGGAGCUGUACAUGGACGCCAGCAGCUCUGAGGACCUGCAGGUCAAAAGUAAGAAAGCUCUGAAGAGCGUCCUGCAGAAGUGCACCUACCUGCCUGGACUGGAGCCGCUCCUCUACGAAGCUCCAAGCAACAUCCUCAAACACAUCGUCUGCCAGUUAAGCAAGGUGCUGCUUCAUGACAACAAAGCUCGCCGCCUGUUUGUGACCAGCGGCGGUCUGAAGAAGGUCCAGGAGAUUGAGGCUGAGCCCGGCUCUGUGCUGCAGGAGCACAUCAACGCCAUCAACAGCUGCUUCCCUGAGGAGAUAGUCAGGUACUACUCCCCUGGAUACUCGGAGGUCCUGCUGGAGCGGUUAGAGAACUACCAGCCGGCCUGACGUCAUCUUAAAUUACACAUCUUGUUUGAUGAUAUCUUCAAGAUGAAUGUGCGUAUGCCUUAUGAGUAAAACACUGUUACAUAAACAUUACUUUCCCAUCAGU